UUUUGGCUGCGUCCAAACCCUAACCUCUGAGCUCGUCUCUCUGCGGACGCCGACGGCGCGAUGCCGCCCAAGUUAGAUCCGUCGCAGGUAGUGGACGUCUUCGUCCGUGUCACUGGCGGCGAAGUGGGUGCCGCCAGCUCCCUGGCGCCGAAGAUAGGCCCGUUGGGUCUCUCCCCGAAGAAGAUCGGAGAGGACAUCGCCAAGGAGACCGCCAAGGACUGGAAGGGCCUCCGCGUCACGGUCAAGCUCACCGUGCAGAACCGUCAGGCCAAGGUUACCGUGGUCCCCUCCGCUGCCGCCCUCGUCAUCAAGGCCCUGAAGGAGCCCGAGCGCGACCGCAAGAAGACCAAGAACAUCAAACACAACGGCAACAUCUCCCUCGACGACGUCACCGAGAUUGCAAGGGUCAUGCGGCCCAGGUCCAUGGCCAAGGACCUCUCCGGCACCGUCAAGGAGAUCCUAGGAACCUGCGUCUCCGUCGGAUGCACUGUCGACGGGAAGGACCCCAAGGACCUUCAGCAGGAGAUCAGCGAUGGGGAGGCCGAGGUGCCGCUCGAGUGAGCAAGGCCAUCACUGCCGUUAAUUACACUAGUCCAGGUUUUCUAUGUGUCAAAACUCUUCCCUCUGUUGAUCUUUUUAGCAUUUCUCGUUCUGAAGAUUGUGUUUGAAUUCGAUACAACGGCGUUAUGAAUCAUUUAUCUGCUUGUUCCUA
Messenger RNA from Zingiber officinale, 712 nucleotides. Its product is annotated as 60S ribosomal protein L12-1. The record is from RefSeq and is a predicted model, not a curated record. The coding region runs from base 61 to 561 and encodes 166 amino acids. Gene Ontology annotation, biological process: translation. The transcript has a single exon. Lineage: Eukaryota; Viridiplantae; Streptophyta; Magnoliopsida; Zingiberales; Zingiberaceae. Gene Ontology annotation, cellular component: cytosolic large ribosomal subunit; ribosome. Gene Ontology annotation, molecular function: large ribosomal subunit rRNA binding; structural constituent of ribosome.